Molecule: messenger RNA, 1527 nt
Organism: Fraxinus pennsylvanica
Lineage: Eukaryota; Viridiplantae; Streptophyta; Magnoliopsida; Lamiales; Oleaceae
Source: the annotation of a GenBank genome assembly
AUGGAAGCGCUGCCGUUGUCAACUGCAGUCACAAUGGGUGGUCCGGUGGUGGCUCUUGGCGGUGUAACUUUGUUUUUUCUUAAAACUUAUAUAAACGAUCAAAAGAAGAGAUCUACAAGUCUAAAACUUCCACCAGAGGUGCCAGGGUUACCAGUGAUUGGGAAUCUGCUGCAACUGAAAGAGAAGAAACCCCACAGAACCUUUGCCAAAUGGGCUGAGACUUAUGGUCCGGUAUUUUCUAUAAGGACAGGGGCCAACACCAUGGUUGUCCUUAACUCCAACGAUGUCGCCAAGGAGGCCAUGGUCACAAGAUAUUCGUCCAUCUCAACGAGAAAGCUAUCAAAUGCACUAAAGAUCCUCACUUCUGAUAAAAGUAUUGUUGCAAUGUGUGAUUAUAAUGACUACUACAAGACCAUAAAAAGACAUAUUCUUACGAGUACUUUGGGAUCAAAUGCUCAGAAACGACAUCAUGUUCACAGGGAUAUCAUGAUAAAUAACAUUACUCAGCAGUUCCAUACUCUCGUGGAAGCUCAUCCUUCCGAAGUCGUAAACUUCCGGAAUGUAUUUCAGUCUGAGCUUUUUGGAUUAUCACUUAAGCAAGCUAUUGGAAAGGAUGUUGAAUCCAUUUAUGUGGAGGAACUAGGUGCUGUUUUGUCAAGAAAAGAGAUAUUUGACAUUUUAGUUACUCAUCCUAUGGAAGGUGCUAUUGAGGUGGAUUGGAGAGAUUUUUUCCCAUAUCUAAAAUGGAUUCCGAACGAAGGCUUUGAAAAGAGACUUCAGCAAAUGUAUUCCCACAGAGAGGCUGUGAUGAAGGCCCUUAUUAAGGAGCACAUGAAACGUAUUGCUUCUGGAGAGGAAAUCAACUGUUAUCUCGAUUAUUUGGUAUCUGAAACAAACACGUUAUCUGAACAACAAAUGUUGAUGCUGCUUUGGGAAGCCAUUAUUGAAUCUUCAGACACUACUGCAGUGGUCACGGAAUGGGCCAUGUACGAGCUUUCUAGAAAUCCGGAAAAACAGAAUCGUUUAUACCAGGAUAUUCAAAAUAUCUGUGGAUAUGACAAAAUUACAGAGGACAAGUUGUGCCAACUUCCGUACUUAUCAGCUGUUUUUCAUGAAACUCUGAGAAAACAUAGUCCUGUCCCAAUAGUUCCUUUGAGAUAUGCACACGAAGAUGCACAAUUAGGAGGAUACCAUAUUCCAGCAGGAAGUGAGAUUGCUAUAAACAUUUACGGUUGCAACAUGGACAAGAAAAUAUGGGAUUCUCCCGAAGAUUGGAAUCCUGAGAGAUUCCUUGACCGGAAAAGUGAUUUGAUGGACCUACAUAAGACUAUGGCUUUCGGUGGGGGAAAGAGGGUUUGUGCUGGUGCUCUCCAAGCAAUGUUAAUUUCGUGUAUGGCAAUUGCUCGAUUAGUACAAGAUUUCAAAUGGAGACUCAAUGAUGGAGAAGAAGAAAAUGUGGAUACUUUGGGGCUAACGAAUACCAAACUUAAUCCUCUGCUGGCCAUCAUAGAGCCAAGAAAUUGUUGA